Messenger RNA from Fusarium vanettenii 77-13-4, 1341 nucleotides. RefSeq lists its product as uncharacterized. Bases 1 to 1341 code for a protein of 446 amino acids. Gene Ontology annotation, cellular component: vacuolar membrane. The transcript has a single exon. Gene Ontology annotation, molecular function: amino acid transmembrane transporter activity. Gene Ontology annotation, biological process: amino acid transmembrane transport. NCBI's taxonomy places the organism in Eukaryota, Fungi, Ascomycota, Sordariomycetes, Hypocreales, Nectriaceae. The record is from RefSeq and is a predicted model, not a curated record.
AUGGAGACCAAGGAACAAUCGGACGAGCCCGUACAAAACAUCUUCAACCAAGGCGGCAAGAACUAUCGAACACUCGGUCGAUGGGACACCGUCUUCGUCCUAGUCACCAACCAAGUCGGCCUGGGCGUUCUGUCUCUCCCUGGCUGCCUCAGGGUUCUCGGUGUCGUCCCCGGUGUCAUCGCCAUCAUCGGUCUUGGUUCCCUCUCUGCCUACACUGCUUUCGAGUUGCUACAGUUCUACCGACGCUAUCCCCAUGUCGUCAACGUCGUCGACAUGUGUGGUAUCGUUGCUGGUAGGCCGCUUGAGGUCGUUGCGGGUAUUGGAUUAAUGAUCAAGGUCAUGAUGACUUGCGCGUCCGCGAGUGUUACCCUCUCCGUCUCGUUUAAUACCCUUAGCAACCACGCAAUCUGCACAGUCGGCUUCGUCAGUGUCGCCGUUGUCGCUUGUUGGGUCCUUUGCCUUCCCCGUACGGUCCAGUUUGUGUCACAGUCCGGUAUUCCCUCCACCAUUAGUAUCAUGGCCGCUGCCCUCAUUGUCAUGAUCGGUCUUGGUGUUGCACAGCCUUCUCAGGCCCCUCCCGGUUGGGAAAAGGAAAUCGAAAUCAUCGGGCACCCUACCUUCCGCCAAGGUCUCAACGCCUGUCUCAAGAUCUGCUACGCCUAUGCCGGUAAUAUCAGCUUCGUCUCGUAUAUGGCUGAGAUGAAGAACCCCAGCAAGGACUUCCCCAUGGCCCUGGCUUGCCUCGAGGUCUUCUCCAUCACUCUUUAUACCAUCGUCGCUAUCGCCAUAUACUGUCUUGCCGGAGAAUAUACAACUUCCCCAGCCCUCGGUUCCGCGCCAAAGAUCCCUGCUAUGGCUGCCUACGGUGUUGUCUUGCCUGCUGUGUUUGCCACAGCCAUGGCUUUCGGACACACCGGUAUUAAGUACAUGUACGUUGUGGUUAUGCGAGCCAUCAAGGCCACAGACCAGGUCACCGACAAGAGCUUCAAGUCCUGGGGCAUUUGGGUGGCUUGCGUGACCCUUUACUGGAUCAUCGUGUGGGUGAUUUCCAACGCUAUCCCCAUCUUUGACUCUAUUCUCUCCAUCUCCUCGGCAACAACGAUCGCUUGGUUCACCUUUGGUCUGAGCGCCGUCUUCUGGUUCCACCUCAACUGGGGCAACCUCACCAAGGACUGGAAGAAGAUCACUCUGAGCAUUAUCAACGGUCUUCUUAUUGUCCAGUCCAUUUUCAUGAAUGCUGCUGGUUUGUGGUCUUCAAUUUCCGAGUUGAUUGCCAUUUUCGCGGACGACAAGAGCUCGGUUAGGGGCGCCUUUUCUUGCGGUGACAACUCUGUUGUAUAA